Phyllostomus discolor (pale spear-nosed bat) is the source of this 2806-nucleotide messenger RNA. RefSeq names its product chloride intracellular channel 6 (gene CLIC6). Bases 374 to 2161 code for a protein of 595 amino acids. Gene Ontology annotation, molecular function: D2 dopamine receptor binding; D3 dopamine receptor binding; D4 dopamine receptor binding. The record is from RefSeq and is a predicted model, not a curated record. Lineage: Eukaryota; Metazoa; Chordata; Mammalia; Chiroptera; Phyllostomidae. Gene Ontology annotation, cellular component: plasma membrane. The transcript is spliced from 6 exons.
GAUGGAGUUAGCACCAAGGACUUCUGGUCAGCCCCCGGACGGCGGGCCAGGCACUGGACGGUGCAGCAGCAAAGCUGCCCGCGCGUCCAGGGAGCCGCAGCGGGAAUUGGGGUCCGGGUGGGAAGCAGACGCGGAACCGGGGAGAAGCGCUAGCGCAGAGGGAGAGUCCAGAGAGUUUAAACCGAGAGGAAGGGGGCGCAGUGUCUUGUACUGAGAGGAUCGCACCCCGCGCGUCCAGCGCGCUGUCCCGGAGCCACCAAGCCCGGAGCGCCCUCUCCGAGGGGGCGCAGUGGCUCUCGGCCCUGCGGCCCUCGCCACCUGCUCUCAGCAGCCUCAAGGAAGGGUCUUCGGCCAAGGACAGGAAUCUGCGGCCAUGGCCGAGGCCACAGAGCCAGACCGGGGCGCCGCGGGUCCCCAGGAGCCGCUGGAGGGCCCAGCGGUUCUGGCCGAGAGACCAGGCGAGCCAGGGGCCGCGGACCCGGAGGCGAAGGGGGAGAAAGCGAGCGAGGACCCCACGGGGACGCGGGGGGACGAAAGGGAGGGCGCAGCCGCGACGGCCGCGCCGAAGGAGGGAGAAGACGCGGGGCCAGACGCGGGGCGCGGGGGCGAGCUGGAGCCCAGCGCGGGCAGUGAGUCUGGGGGCGAGACGCCCGGCGUGAGCGGAGCGCAGGGGGAGGCGGAGGCCCCGGAGGGCGACAGCGCCCCCCAGGGAGGGGAGGAGGCGAGCAGCGCGGAACAGGAGGAGGAGGCGAGCCCCAGGCGCGACUCGCGGAGCGGGCCCCUGGGAGAGGCUCAGGGGGAGCCCGGGGAGCCCGCGGUCCCCAAGGCAGAGGAGGAGGCGGAGCGCGGGCCGGAGGAGCCGGGAAGCAGCGCCCCCGCGCCCGGGGCCAGCGAGGACCCCGAGGGGCCGCCGGGGGCCUGCAUGGAGGCGGAGGGGCUGGUGGGAGGGGCGCCCGGGGCCGAAGGGGAGCCGGGGGACCCAGGGGACGGCAGCCCUCAGCCUCAGGCAGAGUCGAUGGAGGCUGCGGCGGCGGAGAGCGGGGGCUGCAGCCGCGGGGAGCUCGCAGGGCAGCUCCAGGGUGCAGAGGUGGGAGCUGUGGAGGAACCUGGGGCCCCGGAGAUGGAGAAACCAGAGGAAGCGGCCCCCGGGGACUCGAGGGCAGACGCCGGCGAGGAUGGGGACCUGGAGGGCCCCCAGGAGGGGGAGGAGGAGGAGGAGGACCCCGAGAAGGAGAAGCGAGAGCGCAGCCCAGACGGGACGGGCCAGGAGGGUCCCCCUGACGGCAGCGCGGCCGGGGAGGCGGUGGCGCAGACCGGGGAGACCGGGGCUGCGGAGCUGAGCAACCACCUGGCGGAGGAGGACAGCGCCGAGGGCUCGGACGGGACCGCGGGCGAGAACGGCCGUGGGGAGGACGGCGAGGCCUCGGAGGAGGGGCUCCCGGGCCAGGACCACGACAUCACGCUCUUCGUGAAGGCCGGCUACGACGGCGAGAGCAUCGGGAACUGCCCGUUCUCCCAGCGCCUCUUCAUGAUUCUCUGGCUGAAGGGUGUUAUAUUUAAUGUAACAACAGUGGACCUGAAAAGGAAACCCGCGGACCUGCAGAACCUGGCUCCCGGGACCAACCCUCCUUUCAUGACUUUCGAUGGGGAGGUGAAGAUGGAUGUGAAUAAGAUCGAGGAGUUCCUGGAAGAGAAAUUGGCUCCCCCGAGGUACCCCAAGCUGGCGACCCAGCACCCCGAAUCUAACUCUGCAGGAAAUGACGUGUUUGCCAAAUUCUCAGCGUUUAUCAAAAACACCAAGAAGGACGCCAAUGAGAUUCACGAGAAGAACCUGCUGAAGGCCCUGAGGAAGCUGGACAACUACCUGAACAGCCCCCUGCCCGACGAGGUGGACGCCGGCAGCACGGAGGAGGUGGCGGUGUCGGGGCGCAAGUUCCUGGACGGGGACGAGCUCACGCUGGCGGACUGCAACCUCCUGCCCAAGCUGCACGUCAUUAAGAUCGUGGCCAAGAGGUACAGAGAUUUCGAGUUCCCCUCCGAAAUGACCGGCCUCUGGAGGUACUUGAACAACGCCUACGCCAGGGACGAGUUCACCAACACGUGCCCGGCGGACCGGGAGAUCGAGCGCGCCUACUCGGACGUGGCCAAGAGAAUGAAGUGACGCCGCCGCCGCCGCCGAGGGGCUCGGUGGGACCCCUCCGCUGCGUGCGGGCCGCGUUACGCACGCAAAGAGCGUGCUUCCUGUUUCCCCUCGACACGCGUGCUCGGCGAAAGGACGCUCGUGCUUCAACAACGCCUCCCCACAGGUGGACCCACUCCGCGCCGCGUGCCCGCCCGGGGCCCGCGAGCGGGCAGCUCCCUGGGGCGUCCGAGCAGCGCCAGCCGGGGCGGCCGCCCACGCCGACCGUCCAGCUCGUCCUUGCUGACGGUGCAGUUAGGGCGCGUGCCCUGCAGGUUUAAGUUUCCAAGCACAUUAGUUAGGGACCGCCCCCUCCUCUGAUUGGACGGCAGUGGUCUGUCUCCGGUAGUUCCGUAAUCGCCUUUCGCCUCUGGAACGGCACUUGCACUUUUUUCCGAAUGAAAACACGGUUUUUGUGAUCACAGAAUAAUAUGCGCCUAUGUUAACAGUUUAAGCCCAUGUCAGACCAGAGUGUCGAGAUGGAAGAAGAAAAAUCGCCUGAAAUCUCAGUGCUGUCCUUAACCGCUGCUGACGUCCUGGUGGGCCCUUCCAAACCCGAGUGUCUCACUCCUCCUCCCUCACACGGUUUCGUUCCCAGGCGGCAUUGCUCUGCUGUUCUUCUUUAAG